This is a messenger RNA of Microplitis demolitor, 1317 nucleotides long. RefSeq lists its product as uncharacterized. The coding region runs from base 212 to 1258 and encodes 348 amino acids. NCBI's taxonomy places the organism in Eukaryota, Metazoa, Arthropoda, Insecta, Hymenoptera, Braconidae. The transcript is spliced from 3 exons. The record is from RefSeq and is a predicted model, not a curated record.
UAUAUUGAUCGUGAGUCUCAGUUAUGAUAAGACAUUACCUUUAUCUUUGCACUUGACAACGAUUAUGAUUUAGGUGGUGGUUUAUGUAAAAGCGUUAAUCAGACUUGUAACUCGUUCAUUGUGCUGAGAACUGCAGAAUUUAGUGUAUCGUUUAUUUUAAUUAUAUUAAGUAUACAUAUAUAUAUAUAUACUGUUUUUUAAAAAUUCAAAAAUGGUUACCCGACGGAUUAAUUUAAGUUCCUUAGUGUUUAUAAGUUUCUUUAUUGUUUCAAAUGUCAAUAAAGGAAUGUCAUUGAAAUGUUAUCAAUGUUCAUCAGAUAGUUCUGGUGAUUGUUGGACUAACCCUCCAGAUACUUAUUUAAAGGACUGUGUUGAAGAAACUUCGACAGUUAAUCCUUCAACUGAAUCUACGACUUCAUCAUCUACUGAAACUUCAACUACAACUUCAUCAACUACUCCAUCAACAACGUCAUCAACUACUGCAUCAACUACUGCAUCAACUACUUCAUCAACUACUCCAUCAACGACAUCAUCAACUACUCCAUCGACAACGUCAUCAACUACUUCAUCAACUACUCCAUCAACUACUUCAUCAACAACUUCAUCAACUACUCCAUCGACAACGUCAUCAACUACUUCAUCAACUACUCCAUCAACGACAUCAUCAACUACUACAUCAACUACUUCAUCAACUACUCCAUCAACUACUUCAUCAACAACUUCGUCAACUACUCCAUCAACAACUUCAUCAACAACUUCGUCAACUACUCCAUCAACUACUUCAUCAACAACUUCGUCAACUACUCCAUCAACAACUUCAUCAACAACUUCGUCAACUACUUCGUCAACUACUCCAUCAACUACUUCAUCAACAACUUCGUCAACUGAUUCAUCAACUACUUCAUCAACAACUCCAUCAUCUACUAUUACUUCAACUACUCCAUCAAAUACUACUACAACAGCAACUGAUUCAUCGAAUGCUGAUGAACAAAAUCCAGCUGUAAGCAGAAUUAGACGUCAAGCGAAUCUUCGUGAGGAUGAUGUUUGGGAAUGUUCGAAACAAUUUUUCAAAGAAAAUAAUGUGGAAAAGAUCAGCAGACAAUGUGUGAAAAAAAACCAAAGUUCUUGUAAUGGUAAAGAGGAAAAUUCAUGUUUUCUGUGCAGUGACAAAGAUGGUUGCAAUUCAGCUUCAAAUAUUGGAAUUCAAUUAUUAUCUAUGAUAUUACCAAUAGCUGUUGCACUUUUUUUAGCACGAUAAUUAUACCGCGUUAACGAAUGUAAUAUUUUUAUAAAAUAUAAUCUUGUUUCAACAUCUAA